GUCACAUCCGGCAGACGCCAUGUUGAGAUGAUAUUUUUUGGAAAUGGAGAACAAAAAUUCAACCAAUUUGCUGUAAAUUUGGAAAUUUACUAAAAUCCUAAAAUGAACCCGGCCCACUUUCCCGGGCUGAUGCCAAUGAUGAUGCCCCAGCAGAUCGGUGGUCAGCAGUACAUGAUGGCCGUACGGGUCCCAGGUGCUGGAGGCAUUCCCCAGCCUGGACAGCAGAUAAUUGGACAUCCUGCUUCUGCUGGCAUGCAGGGACUGCAGAUGCAAAAUAUGGCGGGCCUACAAGGUUUUCCCUUUGGAGCCGGUCAGCACCAGAUGAUCCCUGCAGGACACCUGGCUGGGGGUGCUGCACCCUCCCCCCAGGCGGCUGCUCUAGGGGCAUUACAGUCCCCCACUCCCACAUCAUCCGUAGCCAUGGCAACCUCUGCCGCCUCAUUGACACCCUCUAUGAUGUCCAUGGCUACAAGUAUGCAACACCCAAUGAUGUCCAUGGCUUCUAGUAUGCACAGUCAACAGGCUCAGCUUGUUGCUGCCAAUGCAGGUUUGCCUGCCAGUAUGCUGGCCCAGUAUGGUAUACCUGCAGGCAUGCAUGCAUUUCCCUCUGUGUCAAUGGCGGGCGGUGGGAUGGCUGGGCUUGUAUCUGCAGGCCAACCUAUGACAGCAGGACAGAUGGUCAUGGCGGGUGGACAGAUCCCAGGACUGCCUGAAUGGCCCUCUGCUGCAGGAGCUCAAGUUGCCACAGUCGGAGGUCAGCAAGCAAUGCAGCUAGCCACAGGCAUUGCACCCAGUGCCUACAGUCAGCAAGUCGCCUCUCUUGCAAGCGCCCAGCUGGCUGGGCUACAGGCACAACAGAUGGCUGCUGGUUUGCCAGCUCAUAUGACUGCUGGCUUGCCAGCCCACAUGGCUCAGUAUGGCUCCCAGCUCCAGGCGGCUGGUCUCGCGGGGCUCCAGAUGGCAGUCUCACCCCACCAGUCACUGCCCGCCCAGCCUACUCCGCCCCCUCAGUCGACCACACCAGACAGUAAGAAGAAAUUGCAGCAGGAGCUGGCUGCUCAGGGAAUGCAGGGACUCCUUGCUGGCUAUGGCGGGUAUGCGGUGGAGCAAGCAGGAGCCACCAGCCAGUUCCCAGAGCAGGACAGCAGUGAGGAUAGUGUCGUCAUGCUCGAUGAUUAUAACUCUGACCUCAACCUGGUCAUCGAUGAAAAUGGGUAUGAUGCCCAGCCCCUGGUGCAGCCUCCUGGGUUCUGUUUCUGCUGGUCAGGCGUACGGUGUACCCACGGGGUUUUCCGGGGCAAGGCCUACUAUGAGUGUAAGCUGACAGAGAACCUGGAGGUGGAUUUUGGGGAUGACCACCAGGAAGCAGAUCCCCACAUUCUCCGUGUGGGCUGGUCCUAUGAUAACACCUCCUUCCAGCUUGGUGAAGAGCCGAACUCGUUUGGCUAUGGUGGUACAAGCCGGUUUUCAACCAACAGCAAAUUUGUCAGCUACGGAGAGAAGUUUGGAGUUGGCGAUGUGAUUGGCUGUCUGCUCGACCUUGACUCCAGGCCUCCCAACAUGUCAUAUGCAAAGAAUGGUCGCUGGCUCGGAGUUGCUCAUCCACUCAGGAAUUAUGUGCCUGGGAAGAAGGACCAGGCUUUGUUUCCACACAUACUGACCAAGAACGUCCGAUUUGAGGUGAACUUUGGUCAGCAAGCCCCCUGGUUUCCCCCAGCCCCUGGAUUCCUGUACAUUAUGCAGUUCCCACAGCAGGAGAGGGUCCGCGGCCUUAAACCACCCGCAACCAAGUCCUCAUGUGAGAUGAUAAUGAUCAUAGGCCUACCAGGCUCUGGUAAGACAACAUGGGGCAUCAACAAAGCCAAACAGAACCCAGAAAUGCGCUACAACAUUAUCGGCACAGACACUCUCAUUGACAAGAUGAAGGUUAUGGGUCUGCCGAGGAAGAACAACUAUCAUGGUCGCUGGGACGUGCUCAUUGAUAAGGCUUCAAAAUGCCUCAACAAGCUCUUUGAGAUUGCCAGCAAGAAAAAGAGGAAUCUAAUCUUAGACCAGACAAAUGUGUAUCCCUCUGCACGCCGACGGAAGAUGCGCAAUUUCAAGGGUUUUAUCCGUAGAGCAGCGAUUCUUGUCCCGGAUGAUAAUGAACUGAAGAGAAGAUCGGAUAAACGCACAUACGAAGAUGGAAAGUACGUGCCCGAGGAAGCUGUACUGGACAUGAAGGCAAACUUCAAGCUGCCACCAGAAAAUGAUGAAAACUUUGACUACAUCGAGUUCAUAGAACAACCUAGAGAGAAAGUCCAGCCACUAGUUGAUCAGUACAACCUUGAAGGGCAGAGCAAGCGUCCACAGGCUGUCAAGUCCAAUUUCCGUGGCAACCAGACAGACAACAGAUUUAAACCACCUGCAGAUUUGAAACAGCAGGCAACCCAGCCUACAGGGGCUUUACAAGGGACCCAAGGGUCUCAGGGCCAGCGGGUCCCGCCCCCUCCCCCUCCCCCAGACCAAUUUGGGGCCCAGAGGGGAGGAGGAGGUGAGCCCUCAGAGAAGCGUGCUAGGUUUGACCCCUCGGGAGGCAGUGCCCUGGACUUCAUUAAGCAAGAAUACAGCAGUGGUGAAGCUGAGCAACAAGAACUCGACAGAAAGGAUGCUGUGUUUUCUGGCGCAAUUAGUUUAGAGCAGCUUCAGGGCCUGAGGCAACAAGUGGCCAGCUCACAGCUUCAAGAGCAGUUUGCAGGCAGGGGGCUCAUUGCCGUUGGUCCCCAGCAUUUUCUGGGAGGCCUACAGCCUGGCCUGCAACCUGGUCUACAGCCUGGUCUACAGCCUGGUCUACAACCAGGUCUACAGCCAGGUCAGGGUCUUCUAGGGGAGUAUGGGAGUCAACAGAAUGAGCAGCUUGCUGCUAUCGCAUAUGGUGCACAGACCGCCUUUGUGGGUGGGUUUAAUCCUCAGCCAGGGUUGAUUAAGCAAGAGCCUUUGUCCGGGGCACAGGCAGCUGCCCAGUUGCAGGCUCAGCUGAGGCCACAGAUAAGUCAAAGUCAGAUACUGCAACAGAUGGGGUUAAGUCCGAGUCCUAAUCAAGCUGCAGCUGAAAGGGGUCUGCAGAUCUUGAGUCAGAAUAGAAAUCAAGGGCAGGGUAGUAGGCCAAACUCAGGAUUUGGGGGAGCUAGGAUUCUGACACCACCAACUUCUAGGUCAAAUCAGGUGCCAUCUUUUCAGCAUCAAAAUAUUGGGGCUGGGAAUAACUUUAAUCAUGAUCAACAAAGUGAAGAAGAUAAGCAAAUUAAAAGGGAACGAAAAAGGCCGUCUAAAUGGGAUACUCCUGAUGAAAAAGAGGAGUCAAGUGCACCAGAAAAUGGGCACGAAGAAUUCCAAAAUGCUUUAUCAAACUUAAGAAACAAACUUGCAAGUCAAGACAAUGGGCAACAGAAUCAGGGUGAGAAGUCCGGUGCAAAUAUAGAAGGUGGAAAUCCACCAAGUGGUAAUCCACCUGGUAUGAACAUGCCUGGUCCUCCAAAGGGUGGCCCGGGCAUGCCUGGAAUGAUGGGCCCAGGUCCUGGACCAAGGGGCCCUCCGCCUGGCCAUAUGGGCCCAAGGGGAAUGAACCCGCGUGGUCCACCUGGGAACUUCAAUGGUCCCCCUCCAUUCGGGCAGCCAGGUCCCCCAAGGGGACCUCGGGGGCCUGGAAUGGAUGGACCUCCACCUUUUGGUCCUAGAGGCAGAGGGAACUUCAACGAGCGGGGCCCACCUCCAGGCAGUAGGGGCCCUCCCCCAAGGCCACCAUUUGGCCCUCGAGGGGAUGGAGAUGGUCCUGGUCCUCGGGGACCUGGCUCUCGUGGCCCUCCCCCUGGGGGCCCUGGUUGGCAACCGCGCCCUGGAGGUCCCCCUGGUCCUGGAGGCCCGCCACGGGGUUUCAAUCCACGUAUGGGUGGGCCACCUGGGCCGAGGGGACCCUUCCCUGGGCCUCCAGGCCGGUUUAAUAGGCCACCUGGACAUAUGGGAAUGAAUAGGUUCAACAGGCCUCCUGUGUGAAGACUUGUACAUCCCGUGUCUCAUGUGGAAAUGUAGUUAUUGUUUUUCAUUUUUAUGAAUAUCCAUGUUUAUAUCUAUAAUUCUUUUAAUAAAUUAUUGUUCAGAAAUGAUGUUUUUUAUGAAAUGGAAUUUUACAUUUAGAUUUUGUGUGGAUUUUCUAAAACGUAUUAAUCAGAUGCUUCAAAAACCAUUUAGGUAGUUCUGUGUCAACUACAGUUCAUUUCUUGGUUGAUUAAACUUACAAGUUGAAACUUAUUAUAGUUGAACCAUUUAGCUUUUAAAAGAUAAUAAAGGCACCAUUUUUUCACAGAAAAGCGAAUACCACCAAACUGUGCAAUCGUGAUAUAAGAUUUAUAACCAAAAAGUAGUCUCAAUAGAGGUGAACUUUGAAAAGAAGAAAAGUAACUUUAUUUUUACAAACUUUCUUUGAGGUGUAUAUAAUGACUUGGCAAUGCUGGAAUCCUGUUCGUGACAAUCUUUUCAAACGUGGUGGAAUGCUGAAAUCGACAUAAAUGACAAAAUGUCAAAUUCCAGAGAAAUACGAGAUUGUUAAAAAGAACUUCUUUAAGAUGCACAACAAUAGUUUUGUUUCGCUUUCCUCUGUUCUUAUUCAAAUGACUGCAUACCAUGUAUUCACAUCUGCUUCAUGAUAAAACUAUUUUCUGGUUUAAUACAUGUAUUGUGUUUUAUAUAUUCCGAUACAAUGCAUUGUCUUUUAAAUGAUAAGCAUAAUUAUGAAAAUAUUUCACUUUGUAUUUUGUGCUGAUGAAUGUAAUGUUCUUGUAAAUUGUUGUUUGUUAGAUAAAAUAAAUCAUGGGACAUUUUAA
Molecule: messenger RNA, 4859 nt
Organism: Mya arenaria
Lineage: Eukaryota; Metazoa; Mollusca; Bivalvia; Myida; Myidae
Exons: 14
Coding region: 103-4032 (1309 amino acids)
Molecular function (GO): protein binding
Source: RefSeq, a predicted model, not a curated record